UUACUGAUUGGUGUUGUCACCUGUCAGCCACGCAAACGUCACGACAGAGCGCUCGGUGACUCAGAGUGGACGGGCGAGAGUUUUACCGUGUGCGCCGCACUGGACUUCAUCGUAUAACCCGUGUGUCAACGUACUGUAGCAACAGUUUGUUGCAGCAGAAAGAUAGCUGAAGAUUGCAACAUCGUUUCAGGGAGGACCCGGGUAUUGCGAGUGAACUCAAGAAGGAGGGGUGGAAAGUGACACUUAAAAGUUCUCAGGAAGUAAGGCGAAGCUCCUGCGCACUCGUCAUUUGUCAUUAGUUUGUUUUGUUGUAGACUGUGUCUCCAACAGAAUUGUCUCUGCUAACUUCUGUGGACAAGAUGUCAAAACUCCGACCGAGACUUUGUAUUCUGGAAAAGGGUGCGGAUGGAUACGGGUUUCAUUUGCACGGGGAGAAGGGGAAAACGGGUCAGUUUAUCCGACUUGUAGAACCAAACUCUCCCGCCGAAUCUGCCGGUAUGCUCGCCGGGGACAGACUCGCGUUUGUCAACGGGGAGAACGUAGAAGACGAGAGCCACCAGCAAGUAGUUGCCCGGAUACGAGCCACCAUGGGAGCACUGGAGCUUAUCGUGGUUGACGCUGAAACCUUAGAAUUACUGAAGAAACACAACUUGAAGUGCCGUAAAGAGUUUGCCAGGGAGGGCAUCCCGUUACCGAGCAACGAGUCCAACCACGGGGAUGAUGCCGCAAGCAGGUCCUCGAGAGACUCUACGACCACACCACCGGAUAACGGAGACGUCUCCCUCGCUCGGCUGAGCGUGAGCUCCAAGGACUCCAGGCCAGAGUUGCGCCCCCGGCUGUGUCGUAUGAAGAAGGGAUCGACAGGCUACGGCUUCAACCUCCACAGUGACAAGAACAAGCCUGGCCAGUACAUCCGAGCUGUGGACGCCGCCUCACCUGCAGAGAAGGCAGGCCUGCGGCCCCAGGACAAGAUCAUACAGGUGAACGGUGUGGGGGUGCAGGACAUGCAGCACUCAGAGGUGGUGGGGGCCAUCAAGACUGGGGGGGGGGAGACCAGUCUGCUGGUGGUGGACGCCGAGACGGAAGCCUUCUUCAAGAGCUGCAACGUCCUGCCCACCGAGGCCCACCUCACCGGACCCCUGCCUCAGCCAGCAGUAACCAAUGGAGGAGCGUCACAACCUGUGGUGAACGGCACGUCUGUGGAGGAGCCAAAGCCCAAGGUGUCAGUCAGCUCCUCGUCCUCCACCGCCUCCUCCAACACCUCCCUCCCCACCGCCUCCUCCAACACCUCCCUCCCUGCCGCCGUCAGCUCCGCCCCCCCGCCAGCGGAGGUGAGAGUCCAGGUGGCGAGAGCUCCAGAGCCCAGCCUGAAGGCGGACAGCGGGGAGCCUGGUCUGGAUCUGGGUCUGUCUCUGGCGCAGGCCAAGGAGAAAGCCAGGCAGAAACGAGCUGCCAAAAAGGCCCCUCAGAUGGACUGGAGCAAGAGGAACGAGCUCUUCAGCAACCUGUAGACCAUCCCUCUAUCCAUCCCUCUAUCCAUCCAUCCCUCCCUUCAUCCAUCCCUCUUGUCUCUCUCUCCCUCAGUCUGUCUUUUUGUCUCUCUCUCUCUCUCUGUCUGUCUUUGUCUUUCUCCCUCAGUCUGUCUUUUUGUCUCUCUCUCUCUCUGUCUGUCUUUGUCUUUCUCCCUCAGUCUGUCUUUAUGUCUCUCUCUCUCCCUCAGUCUGUCUUUUUGUCUCUCUCUUUCUUUGUCUUUCUCCCUCAGUCUGUCUUUAUGUCUCUCUCUCCCUCAGUCUGUCUUUGUCUCUCUCUCUCUCCCUCAGUAUGUCUUUAUGUCUCUCUCCGCCUUUCUUUGGACGGUCUGACGUCAUGAAGAAAGCUGUAAAUGAAUGUCCACAUCCUUUGUUGUGCUCAAAUAUUUUAUCACACAUACACACACACACACACACACACACUUGCCAACCCACACAUAAAGCAGUGUUAUGUUUUUCAUGAUUCCGUGAUUGCCAUCACAUGCUAAUUUAGGGUCCGUCCUCGUUAUGUAAGAUUGUUGACAUGUAGCUCCGAAGGGUAAUGAUUUAAAAUGUCCAAAUAUAUUGUAAUGAAGAUGAGAUUAAAGCUGACGUAUGAUUUAUUCUGUUAGGCAGAAUACAAAGCUUGAGGAUGCAGGGAAAACAAGGGGUGAAGUGAUGAGUAUUUAAUCUAGUGAUAGAAUGUAUCCACUUAGUAUUGUGAAUAGAGACGUGUAUGAUUUGAAAGUUGUCCUUAUUUGAUUGGAAGUCUGAUAAACGGCCGGUUGUAAGGCUUUUGCUCUUAAAUGACUUUGUCACAACAGUCAAUAUAUAUUGGUGAUGCAUUCAUCACUGGUCCAGUUGGAUAGAUUUCAGAACGACCAAACAGAUGCAUGACAGUGUGUGCCUCCUACUAGUGCUUUCAUAUCGGUUCUAAGUUUGUCAGACUACCUUUGUGAUUUGUGAUGUCAGAGACCAGGCUGUGUUAGUGAUGCCCAGGCAUGCAUGUGACGCCAGACAGAGCCACCGUUCUGAGUGUCACAAUGACAGGAAGUCAGGUCCUCAGCUCUGAAGGUUCUAGAAUCCCUGUGAAGUUCUGGGUGAUCAUUCCGGAUUAAACCCUCCUGCUGUUCUUAUGAUACUGUGAGCAUUUCUGAGUCCAACACCUGUCUAGAAAAUCUUGUGUCCGGAGUCCCCCCCCCCCUCCUCGAUAUCACAAUCCCAAUUUAGCCGUUGGCCUGUCCAGUGUCCUAGCAUGUUCUAAAGAGAAAAAUACAUGAGAUGAGAUUAUUUUUCAUAAAGGUUUUCUUUUUAUUAGAUUUGUACAUAAAUGAUAUCAGAAGAAAAGUGUCAUUUGAAGCGUGUUGUGGAGGAGUCUGUCGAGGGGGUAGAGGACACGCUAGGGUCCCGGUUACCAUGGGAGACACCGUGGAGCCUCCAGUUCACCCUGUACACGCUACUGUACUCGACUGUACUCUGCUUGGAAGGGCACCGAUGAGGAAUAAUAAAACAUUUGGGAAUCAA
Messenger RNA from Osmerus eperlanus (European smelt), 3032 nucleotides. It is a transcript of the gene nherf1a, whose product is annotated as NHERF family PDZ scaffold protein 1a. Gene Ontology annotation, biological process: protein localization to plasma membrane. Gene Ontology annotation, cellular component: apical plasma membrane. The record is from RefSeq and is a predicted model, not a curated record. Gene Ontology annotation, molecular function: protein-membrane adaptor activity; signaling receptor binding. The coding region runs from base 360 to 1511 and encodes 383 amino acids. The transcript has 6 exons. NCBI's taxonomy places the organism in Eukaryota, Metazoa, Chordata, Actinopteri, Osmeriformes, Osmeridae.